AUGCCUAGUUUGCUUGCCUCCGCCGGCCAUAAAUACACGGAAGCCAGCUACAACAUCGAUCGCCACACACAUCCAUCCAUCCCUCUCCAUCGAUCAAGAAAUAAACAAGGUUCGGCCAACUUACUUGCUAGCUCACCAACGGCCUCCUCGUCGUCCUAUUUCCUGCUUGCGGCGGUGGCAUUGGCAGCACUGUUUGCCGUUGGCUUGUGUGGCACUGAGCUCACCCUCACGAUUGGUAAGGACUCUAGCUCCACCAAACUAUCCCUCAUCACCAACGUCGCCAUCUCCGAGGUGUCGGUCAAGCCGAAGGGUGCCACAGACUUUUCAGAUGACCUCAAGGAGUCGCCAGCCAACACCUUUACCCUCGACAGCAAGGAGCCGAUCAAGGGACCUAUCUCCUUCCGCUUCGCUGCGAAGGCUGGUGGCUACCGUGUUGUCGAUGAUGUCAUCCCUGCUGACUUUAUGGCCGGCAUAGUUUACAAGACCGGCGAACAAGUCUGA
Messenger RNA from Miscanthus lutarioriparius, 501 nucleotides. NCBI's taxonomy places the organism in Eukaryota, Viridiplantae, Streptophyta, Magnoliopsida, Poales, Poaceae. The record is from the annotation of a GenBank genome assembly.